GAAUCUACAACAAGGUUCCACUAACAGAGAUGGAUAUCUUUCUUAUAUUUAGCUAUUUAUGAGUGUGAAAAAACAAUCAAAAAUGAGCAAGCAUAUGGUUUGUGUAAGCAUCAUGUUAAGUAAACCUGCAUCAUCCCAUACUUGUUACUUAGCAGCACUCCGAAAUCGUGCGUCUGCAGAAGCACACACGCUCGUAUACGCACGCUGUCUGUAACAUGGCAUUACGCUUCUAUUGCGUAAAGGCCCAUCUACAAAGUAUUCCAUCUUUCGGGUCUCGUCUAGCAGACGGCAUCCGUCAUUCACAUCGAAUUUCCAUUUGCAAGUGGGCUUUUUUUGGCAUUGUGCAGUGGCUGACUCGGCGUGUUUCAUUGGAGAAAUAUUGGGACAAUGACUUUUGUCAAAGUGACCGCUGAUCUUUCAGGAGACGUCACAGAUAUCGGAAUUCCGACUAAGGAGUUCAUUCAGUCCUCGCCGAUCAAUGCAACAUCGUCACUCUUCACGGAUCAACCAUACAUAAGUAGUAUUCAGAGAUCAGCGGAAGAUAGUGCCGUCUGCAGCUAUCCUUUUUUAAACACAGAGUCCAAUACCGAAAGCUCAAACGAACUUGACAGGCUUGACAAUGAAGCUGACAAGAUGGAUCCAAAAGCAGAGCUCGGGGCAGUCUCCCUGUACGACAGCCAGGGCGAGUCUACUGGCUCAACGUCGCCACCUAUCCCCAAGCUAACGAAAGGCGUCCUCAAAAAACCUUUGCGCGUCACACGACAAACCGGCAUCAAGACCUCUGAAAACUCCCGGAGCACAAAAUCAUCAUACCAUACACGUUUACUAGACGCAGCAUCUACCCCCUUACGGCCUCGCCAAGUUGCCCCAUCAGGAAAAAGUAGCGAUGCAAAUUUUGCCGCAAGCCUCCCACCUCAAAUUCUCAAUGUUCGCGUAAACCGAGCAUUCGAAAUGCGUUACACGGAGUGUCAAGAACAGCAGGCAUUACGCAGUGCUCGUCAGGUAUCCUAUAGGAUGUACCUUCUUCAAGCUUCUGUAAUGAAACGAGUGCCUCGUAUUGAACUCGGUGCGGGAUAUCCUUGAUAAAGCCCCGCAUUGUCUACCUUGAUCUCGGAACACUACAGAAGAAGAUACGUUUUCCUCUACAGGUCCUUUUUUAAAAGUGGUUUCAAUGCAGGGCUUUGUAAGGCAGUGAUCCUUGAUGAAUGACUUAAAGCAAAAGACAUAGAUUUAUAUUCCGGUGAGGGUUUCCUUCAUUCAUCUGCCGCCUGAUUUGCCAGCAAGAAUUGUUCCGCAAAAACCCAGACAGCUUUUUUUUUUCAAUGUGUAUAAGGUAGAAAUGGUAAAGACGCUACAGUAGUCUCAUAUAAGCGUCGUCCAUUGGUUUAAACGGAUUAUGACCAGUUGCUGUAUUAUCGACGCGUCACGAUGCACGCGAUUCUGCAGAGGAAACUAUUCUCUCAGUUUACGAAGCUUGUUGUCCUAUGGUAGAGCUCAUUGUUAUUUUAAAUGAUUUUUACAUACUUUUUUUUUUUUAUGGAACGAUAACUAACAAUCUGCCUAGUCAUCUUAUAUAAUAGACAUUAAAUAAAAGCAAGUCAUAAUAAAACAACGCUAUACCGAAUUGACCGCAUUCAUUUCAUACGACAGCAGCUAAAAGAGCCGAUCACUUGCUCCAAUGAUGGAAUGGUAAUACGUUUAUUGAUGGAAAUAUAUUUUUGACUUGUGGUCGAUAUAAUUAUUAUUAUUUUUGUUAUGAUCUAUAAUCCGUUUGUUGUUUUUUUCCUUUAGAAACUGAGUGCCGCCCAACUUGUAUAGUUAAUUUGUCAUGAGGCCUAACUCAUCCGACGGAUUGCCUUAUCUGUGUUGAUAAAAUAAUAAUAAUGGGUAAAAACGGUUUUUUGUACACUACACGCUGAACCUUAUCAUUUGUCAUUAUGAAGCUAAACAAGGAGAAAUAAAUACAAAAAAACUCACUUAUUCUUAUCUGUCUAUAGCUAGCUUAGCUUUACUAUUUCAGCUGUCUCACGUUGUCUGUACGUCUAGAUGCGUACAUGCUCAUCGUGCAUAGUUUAUAUAUGGGAAAUACUGCACACGCAAAAACGAAUCUCUUCGAUUCUGGCGCACCGGUCGUAGAAGUUCAAUGAACAUGCUGGCAUGAUCUUAGAAGCUUCGACUGUGUAUCAAUGGACGCAUCGAUUGCUCUCACUUUGCCCUAAUCAUUAGUUAACCAAAUACGUUUUGCAGAGGUAGAACGUUUCAGCCGCAGAAGAUUAUAGGGGCCGUUCGAAGGCGAGUCUUUGUUUCAUGAUUAAAGA
This is a messenger RNA of Varroa destructor (honeybee mite), 2318 nucleotides long. RefSeq lists its product as uncharacterized. NCBI's taxonomy places the organism in Eukaryota, Metazoa, Arthropoda, Arachnida, Mesostigmata, Varroidae. The record is from RefSeq and is a predicted model, not a curated record.